CAACAGACACCGCCACCAUCUCCCCCAAACACACUCGCUAACUCACUGCAUUCGGUAAUUGGGGGCUGGGGGCUGGCUUUGAUUACAGCAACAGCUACUGCUACAGCUACAGUAGUAAAGAAAGACAGAAGACGACGACUCUGCUUCUGCUGCUGCUGCUGCUGCUGCUGCUGCUGAGUUGGGUUGGGUGGGUGCCUCCCACCACCACUCAUUUAUCAGAUUUCUCCUCUCUCUCUCUCUCUCUCUCUCUGCUCAAUCAGUCAGAAAUUUGGAAAUCGAAGGCCCCCACUCUUCUCCUCUCCUCUCUGUGGUAAUUCAAUUAAAAUCCUCUCUCCAUUUGUUUGUUGCGUUGCUUUAAUCAAACAACAAGACCCAAAACCCCUUUCGUUUCCUUUUCUACCCUCUCUCUCUCUCUCUCUCUCUCUCUCUCUCUCACUUCUCUGCUUUUUCCCCAUUCUUUCAAUCCACCCCUGGAACAACCUCACCGUCAACCUUCCUUCAAGCCACAGGCUUUUAAGGAUCUGAAGCUCUGAUUAGGAGUUUUUUGCUUCUUUCAUUCAAUACAAGGAAGGAUAGAUAUAUAUAUCCUAGUACUUUGACAAAGAAGAAAAAUGCAGAGGCCGCUGCCGGAAGAUUUUUCGUUGAAAGAGACAAAACCCCACCUUGGUGGCGGGAAGGUUAGUGGAGAUAAGCUCACAAGCACCUAUGACCUCGUCGAACAAAUGCAGUACCUCUAUGUUAGGGUCGUGCGGGCAAAAGAUCUACCCUCAAAGGAUGUUACGGGUAGUUGCGACCCAUAUGUCGAGGUGAGGCUUGGUAACUACAAAGGCAUUACCCGCCAUUUCGAGAAAAAGUCCAACCCCGAGUGGAAUCAAGUGUUUGCCUUCUCCAAGGAUCGAAUUCAGGCCAGUAUUCUUGAGGUUACCGUUAAAGAUAAGGAUUUUGUCAAGGAUGAUUUCAUAGGCCGGAUUCUGUUCGACUUGAACGAGGUCCCAAAAAGGGUGCCCCCCGACAGUCCAUUGGCUCCGCAGUGGUACCGGUUAGAGGACAGAAAGAAUGAGAAGGCCAGAGGAGAGCUAAUGCUGGCUGUUUGGUGGGGAACUCAAGCUGACGAGGCAUUUCCCGAGGCUUGGCAUUCGGAUGCUGCUGCUGUUGGUGGCGCCGAUGGCCUUGCAAGUAUCCGGUCGAAGGUCUACUUAUCGCCUAAGCUUUGGUAUCUGAGAGUGAACGUGAUCGAGGCUCAGGACUUGAUUCCUAGUGAUAGAGGUCGGUUCCCGGAGGUUUUUGUGAAGGCCAUCCUCGGAAACCAAGCGUUAAGGACAAGAGUUUCGAUGAGCAAAUCUAUCAAUCCUAUGUGGAAUGAGGAUUUAAUGUUUGUGGCUGCCGAGCCAUUUGAAGAGCCAUUGAUAUUGAGCGUGGAGGACAGAGUCGCUCCCAAUAAGGAUGAAGUUCUUGGACGAUGCACGAUUCCUUUGCAGUACGUCGACCGGAGAUUAGAUCACAAACCCGUGAACACAAGAUGGUAUAAUCUCGAGAAACACGUCAUGAUCGAAGGGGAGAAGAAGAAGGAAGUGAAGUUUGCGAGCAAGAUUCAUAUGAGGAUUUGUUUGGAAGGCGGGUAUCAUGUUCUUGACGAAUCGACGCACUACAGCAGCGACCUUAGGCCAACUGCAAAACAGCUGUGGAAGUCAAGCAUCGGUGUUCUUGAGCUCGGGAUUCUGAGCGCUCACGGGCUUGCCCCAAUGAAGCCCAGAGAGGGUGGACGGGCUUCGACGGAUGCUUAUUGUGUUGCCAAAUAUGGACAGAAGUGGGUCAGGACGAGGACAAUCGUCGACAGCUUUACUCCAAAAUGGAACGAGCAGUAUACGUGGGAAGUUUUUGAUCCGUGCACAGUUGUCACUAUCGGCGUCUUCGAUAAUUGUCACUUGCAAGGCGGAGAUAAAGCGGGAAGGGAUUUAAGAAUCGGGAAAGUUCGAAUUCGUCUCUCCACUCUGGAGACGGACCGCGUCUACACUCACACAUAUCCUCUUCUCGUCUUGCAUCCUUCGGGUGUUAAAAAGAUGGGCGAAAUUCAUUUAGCCGUUCGAUUCACAUGCUCGUCGUUGAUGAACAUGAUGCAUAUGUACUCCCAGCCAUUGUUGCCCAAGAUGCACUACAUCCAUCCCCUGACGGUCCCCCAGCUCGACAGCUUGAGGUUUCAGGCCACUCAAAUUGUCUCCAUCCGGCUAAACAGAGCUGAGCCGCCUCUGAGAAAGGAAGUUGUAGAGUACAUGCUCGACGUCGGGUCCCACAUGUGGAGUAUGCGAAGAAGCAAGGCGAACUUUUUCCGUAUCAUGGGAGUCUUGAGCGGGAUAAUCGCAGUUGGGAAAUGGUUCGAUCAGAUAUGCCAUUGGAAGAACCCGAUCACCACGGUUCUCAUCCACAUCUUGUUUGUCAUUCUGGUUAUGUAUCCUGAGCUUAUUCUGCCGACUAUUUUCCUCUACCUGUUCUUGAUCGGCGUAUGGUACUAUAGAUGGAGGAUAAGACAUCCCCCGCACAUGGACACCCGCCUCUCCUGCGCGGACAGUGCUCCUGCAGAUGAGCUGGACGAGGAGUUCGACACCUUCCCGACUUCCCGCCCUGCAGAUAUUGUCAGGAUGAGAUACGAUCGCCUCAGAAGCAUUGCCGGGAGGAUUCAGAUCGUGGUGGGCGACAUGGCGACGCAGGGCGAGAGACUGCAGCUGCUGCUGAGCUGGCGAGACCCGAGGGCGACAGCCUUGUUUGUCAUAUUCUGUCUGGUCGCUGCCAUCGUUCUCUACGUCACACCAUUCCAAGUGGUGGCGCUCCUCGCCGGAUUCUACAUGCUGAGGCACCCCAGGUUCAGGCACAAGCUUCCUUCCGUGCCGCUGAAUUUCUUCCGAAGGUUACCGGCAAAGACAGACUGUAUGCUCUAAGGUACCUACCUACUGUGAUCCUAUGUUUCAUGAAAUUUGCUUAUUAUGUGAAUGGUUAUUAGUUAGAAUCUGUGUGUGUAUUUUGAAGGAAGACAGGCAGAGGCAAGUAAUAAUCUGUGCUCUUAUAUAUGAUAUGAUAUGAUAUGUAUGUAGAGAGGUUAUGUUCGCCAUAGCUGCUACUGUUGAACUCGUAUUUUGUAUACGAUAGAGAAUUGUGUUUACAGGAUGCUGUCUGCCCGAGACGGCAGCCGUCUGAAGAAAUCGUUGGGAGCUGAAGGCGUCUUGCUUCUGAAUCUCGGGUGCCUGAGCCAGAACAGGACUGUCAGGAGCACGACGAUCCAAAAUGGAGUCAAAUACAGAGCAACGUGUCCGGAAGUUGACACGCCCGGUGCCUAGGCCACGCUUGCGCUGAGGCUCAGACCGGCCAUCCCCUGUGCGCAACGCGCUUGGAAUAUACCAUACCAUACAAUAUGGAAGAAUCAUGCGGAACACGUAUUUGCAUCAAGACCUAAGCUAUCAAUCAGCCAUAUAGGACAGGGGUUCGCACACAUGGGACGGACUAUGGCCGAUAACCUGGGGCUGGAAUGUCAACCUGUGACAAAUGGCUCCAAACAGGCACAGCACGGCGAAAAUGCUUGUGGCCCUCCGGCGGGAUCCUCGUCGGGACUUUGUGCAUAUUGAACGCCACUUCGCUGAGGUAAUUGUCCCGCCCCGCGAUUCCCUUGUCUUGGACGAACACUCGUGGAUCUUUUCCUUGGAAACGGCGAACACUUGGUGGCUCCAUUCGGGGUUCAUCUUCUUCUCGAAGUGGCGCGACUUGCAUUGAUAGUUCCCGAGCUUCGCCUCCACGUAGGGAUCGCAGGGUAUUUGUCGGAAAUGCAUCUGUUGGACGAGGUCGUACGUGCUCGCGGAGCUGUGGCUUUUUGUCUUGGAUCUUGUUGUCUCUUGAUUCAUCGUACAACAACUUGUUAGUUCUAUGCAAAUGAAAAUUCAAUCAAUCAAUGGAAAUGGAAAUGGCUCUGUUAUCAUGUAUGUGAACAUGCUCCAUUAUGAUUUGUAUUAUGUAAUUUUGUAAAAAUAAAUUCUAAGAA
Messenger RNA from Andrographis paniculata, 4024 nucleotides. Its product is annotated as FT-interacting protein 3-like. The transcript has 3 exons. Bases 612 to 2933 code for a protein of 773 amino acids. The record is from RefSeq and is a predicted model, not a curated record. Lineage: Eukaryota; Viridiplantae; Streptophyta; Magnoliopsida; Lamiales; Acanthaceae.